AUGAAAUCGAAGAUUUAGUUUUUGGAGUAGCUAAAAGAUGCCAAGAUAGUCCAAACCAGAGUUAGGGAAGAUACAGGAAUCAUCUAAUACAAUGCUGGACAAUUGAUUGAUUAUAUAGAGUAGUUGCAUAAGCUUAAAAAGAAUCAAAGUCACAUUAUCUUGGUUGAUUCUGACCUUUACCCGAGAGAUGGAUGGAAUUACAUUUUUGGUUCUACAAAAGCAAAGUCAAGAAUUUGCCUGAUAAGUAUUGCAAGACAUGAUCCCAAUUUCGGUAUCAAAGGUUUAAGUGUUCCGUUAGAUAUUAACAAAAUAAUGUACAGAGCAAUUAAGACAUCUACUCAUGAGUUUUGCCACAUUCUACAGAUGCAGCACUGCCAAUACUAUGAAUGUUUGAUGAACGGUUCUAACAAAUUAGAGGAGGCAGACAGAAAGCCCUUUUUGCUAUGUCCAGUAUGCACUCGAAAGCAAAGAACCUAUCUGAAAAUAGAAGAUAAUAUAAUCUAGCACUAUGAAGAGAUCUUAGAUUUUAUUGAAAAGAGACUUCCUGGCAUAUUUCAAUCAGAGAUAGAAAUGUACUCUAAAAUGAUACACGACAUGAAGAAUUACGACUCUGAUGAUAGAUAUAACACUAGUUUCUAAUUCAACUAAAAUCAAGAGCAGCACAACUAUACUUAAGACAAUGAUCGCACAUACGAGCCUAGUGAAUACACCAAUCGGACUAUUAAUACAGAUGAUCCAGAGAAAGGACAAAUUAAGAAAUAAGAGGGAGGAGGAGAUGAGAUUUCUUCGAAAUUUAAGUGUGGAUGCUGUCAAAAGCUUAAGCAACUCAUUAGGUGCUUUAAGAAGUAGGAAUCUUGA
Molecule: messenger RNA, 858 nt
Organism: Stylonychia lemnae
Lineage: Eukaryota; Ciliophora; Spirotrichea; Sporadotrichida; Oxytrichidae
Source: the annotation of a GenBank genome assembly